Messenger RNA from Dovyalis caffra, 357 nucleotides. The record is from the annotation of a GenBank genome assembly. Lineage: Eukaryota; Viridiplantae; Streptophyta; Magnoliopsida; Malpighiales; Salicaceae.
AUGGAGAGGGAAACAAAGAAGAGGAAGAUGGAGUGUGUUGAUGAACAAAAAAGACAGAAAGAAGAUGAAGAAGAAGAGAAGAUGCAGAAGUUCUUUGCUUUGCUGAGAAGUACAAAAGAAAUGCAUGAUCGUAUGAGAAGAAACCCAAAUGGAAUAUUUAAAGAGAGAGAGGAGAUCAAGAAAGUUGAAGAAGGGAAUAAGGUUAGUGUGGCUUGGAAACCAUCGUUUCAACCAGAAGAUUUCUUGGAGUAUGGCAAGGAUAGUAGUCUGGUAGCUGGUCCUUCCAAGAGUAAGGAUGAAGAAAAGAAGGAUGAGGGAGAAGAAGGCACAGACUUAGACCUAAAGCUUUCUUUGUAG